Penaeus indicus is the source of this 1415-nucleotide messenger RNA. RefSeq lists its product as uncharacterized. The coding region runs from base 372 to 1256 and encodes 294 amino acids. Gene Ontology annotation, molecular function: chitin binding. The record is from RefSeq and is a predicted model, not a curated record. NCBI's taxonomy places the organism in Eukaryota, Metazoa, Arthropoda, Malacostraca, Decapoda, Penaeidae. The transcript is spliced from 2 exons. Gene Ontology annotation, cellular component: extracellular region.
GAUUCUCACCUGGAGACUGCGGAAGCUUGUCAGAAGUCGAGCUUCCUUCGCCCGCGUCAAGAGAUAUUCCGGCGCCUCGCUGUUAAGCUGCCAGUCAGUCGCUCGAGCUGUCAGUCACUCGAGCUGUUAGUUACUCGCAUUGUCAGUCGCUCGAGCUGUCAGUCACUCGAGCUGUUAGUUACUCGCAUUGUCAGUCGCUCGAGCUGUCAGUCACUCGAGCUGUUAGUUACUCGCAUUGUCAUUCGGUCAAACUGUCAGUCAACCGAACUGCCAGUCGUUCAAACUGUCUGUCACGCGAGCUGUCAGUAGCUCAAGCUGUCAGUCACUCAAGCCUCAAGUCGUCAGUCAGUUCACGCAAGUCACUGGUUAAGAUGCUGCCGUCAUACUUGAGUGUUGCUUUCAUCGUGGCCGCGGUUCGGGACGGCUCGAUGCCCGUGGACAGCUGCGCCCCCGUCUGCCCCAGCCCGUCGGCUACGACUAAUAGGGUUCCCGACCCGACCGACUGCACCCGCUACUACUACUGCCUGACGGACGGCAGCGCGACCGACUUCACGGAGAAGUGUCCCGACGGCAUGCUCUUCGAUAACGUCAGCUCCGAUUGCAUGGACGCCGCCUCCGCCACGUGCCUGACGUGCGAGCCCACCUGCAAAUUCGAGUGCCCGGCGGACGGCAGCACGGCCCUCGUGGCCAACAGCGAAGACUGCCGCUCGUUCUUUGUGUGCAACAACGGGGGAUCUGUGCCCGUGUCGUGCGACCCCAACAAGCCUUUCUUCAACGGCACGACGUGCACGACGGAGGAAAGCCAGUGCUGCGACAGGUGCCAAGUCUACUGCGAGCAGGAGUUCACGGAGAUCCCCGACCCGGCCAACUGCACCAACUUCUACUACUGCGCGCGCAAGGGCUUCCCGACGGAGGAGGACCUUCACCACUGCGCCGACCGGGCGGUCUUCAAUCAGGAGACGCACCACUGCGACAGUGAGGCGGAGUGCGUGCAGCCGUGCGCGUCGCUGUCGUCGCUGCCGCCCUUGGUCUCCACCACCACCGUCGGCUCGGACUGCGUCACCAACUUCGUCUGCCAGACCACCGGAUACUUCCCCAUGUGUACCCACAUCUGCGACCCGCACUACUAUUUCUGCAGCGCCGGCGACAUCGGCCACACCGUGCAGCCUCUCCAGUGCCCCACCGGGACGGUGAUCGACCCGACGAUCAUGCGCUGCGUCAACCCCGGAAACUGUCCGUUCCGGGCGCGCCCGUGAGCGUAGGUCCUGGCCCGGAUGGGAUGGGGGGUGACUGGGGUCAUGCUGGUGCCCUGCCGAGGGGGCACUCGAGGCAGGACGGGAUAAUCUAUCGUGUCUAUGAGAGGGAAAUAACCCUUGUACUUCUUUUGCUAUAACUGUAAAUAAAUCAUCAAUAUA